This is a messenger RNA of Ipomoea nil (Japanese morning glory), 2408 nucleotides long. Its product is annotated as WD repeat-containing protein 26. The record is from RefSeq and is a predicted model, not a curated record. NCBI's taxonomy places the organism in Eukaryota, Viridiplantae, Streptophyta, Magnoliopsida, Solanales, Convolvulaceae. The transcript is spliced from 5 exons. Gene Ontology annotation, molecular function: protein binding. Bases 414 to 1973 code for a protein of 519 amino acids.
CGGUAUUCUCCAUGGGGCUAGCUGGCAAGCUAGCAGCGCCCGCAGAAUCCAUAUGACACCGCGGGAUACGGCGUCGUUUAGAAGGGCGAGAGUCUGUUGUGAUCCGUCCACGUGGCUCGUACCCUCUCUGAUCUUUGUCUCUGUCUUCUUCAAAUGCAUCUACUCUCUCGAUUUGCUCCCUUUUUCCUUUCUACUCUCCACUGAGCUUAUUAACUUCUGGAAUGGAAACUGCGAGCUCGUGCAAAUUCAUUUGUUCGUAGAUUUCAAGUCCGUACAGUAAAGCUGUUACUGAAUUCUCAAUAUUGUUUUCUCGGUCUCGGAUUAGUUUUCGGAGGGUUUUAUCAUAGCGGCUUGCGAGUUUGAAUAAGUGGGAGAGGGAGUUGGUGAUUUUAAGGCAAUUGGGUGAUGAUUCAAUGGAGGAUUCGGUGACAAAAUUGGGGGAGAAGCGGCUAAUCAUGAAACAUGAAUUGGUGAGAGUUAUCAUUCAGUGUCUGUAUUCAUUAGGUUAUGGGAAGUCUGCAGCUUGCUUAGAAUCUGAGUCUGGACUUUCAUGCAAAUCCGCGGAGUUUGAAACAAUCGAGUCACAAGUUCUUGAUGCGAAGUGGGAUGAAUGUAUUGUGAGCAUUAAUGGAUUAAAGGGAUUAACUGAUGAAAAGAGAGCUUCGGCUUUAUUCCUCGUUCUCAAGCAGUGUUUGAUAGAGUGUUUGAAAAGCGGGGAUGAUUCUGCAGCAUUAGAGAUGCUGCGGACACAGAUUGCUGGAUUAAAAGUAGGGAAGGAGAAUAUUCAUAGACUUGCUUACGAGAUAGUCUCUCCCCAGGAUUCAGGGUUGGAUAACUUUGACCAUGGUUUAAUUCCCAACUUGCGGAAGAAACUCGUGAUUGAACUUGAAAACGUGCUGCCACCACCAAUCACGUUGCCUCAAAGACGGUUAGAAUAUUUGGUUGAAAUGGCUGUCAGUUCUCAGAUUGAUAGCUGUAUCUACCAUAGUUUCUCUACAGUGUCACUUUAUGAAGAUCACCACUGUGACCGUGCUCAGUUUCCUACGAAGACCAUACAGAUUUUAAGCAAUCAUGGUAAUGAAGUUUGGUAUGUCCAGUUUUCCAAUAACGGUGAGUACUUGGCCUCAUCAUCAAGUGACUGUUCAGCAAUUAUAUGGAAGGUGCUGCCUGAUGGUAAGGUGGCCCAGAAGUACACGUUGCUGGGUCACAAGAAACCUGUGUCCUUUGUAGCAUGGAGCCCCGACGACACCAUGUUGCUGACCUGUGGAAAUUUAGAAGUUGUCAAACUUUGGGACGUGGAAACGGGUACCUUCAAGCAUACAUAUGGAAAUGACGGUUUCAUUGUCAGCUCAUGUGCUUGGUUUCCAGAUUCCAAGUGGAUUGUCUGCGGCAGUUCAGACCCUGAGAAUGGCAUAUACAUGUGGGACUGUGAAGGUAAUGAGAUAAAAGUAUGGAAAGGGAUGCGGAUGCCGAAGGUUUUGGAUCUUGCUGUUACACCAGAUGGGGAGAAUCUUAUUAGUAUCUUUGCUGACAAAGAAAUCCGAAUACUAAAUGUGGGAACAAAUGCCGAGCGUGUCAUUGCCGAGGAGCAUCCAAUCACGUCCCUUUCCGUAUCGGGGGAUGGUAAAUUCUUCAUCGUCAACCUCAAUAGUCAGGAGAUUCAUAUGUGGGAUGUUGCAGGGGCAUGGCUGAAGCCAUCCAAGUACAAUGGCCACAAACAACAUAAAUAUGUGAUACGAUCCUGCUUUGGAGGAUUGGAUAGCACAUUUAUUGCCAGUGGCAGUGAAGAUUCAAUGGUUUACAUAUGGAAUCGAAAGAGCUGUAACCCGCUUGAGAUCCUGUCUGGUCAUUUGAUGACCGUGAACUGUGUGAGCUGGAAUCCUACGAGGCACCAAAUGUUGGCUUCAGCAAGCGAUGACCAAACCAUCCGCAUAUGGGGGCCGAGCCACUCUAAGCAAGCGGCAAAAGGCUAACCUCAUCACCCGUAAAGUCUCUCUUGCAUUGUCAAAUUCGCACUGUAUGUGAAUGUAAAUGUUUAGCACCCCUCCCCUCUUCGUUUAUCCUUAACAAUUUUGUCCCAUGUAUACCCUGUAAAUUGCCAUUCUCCCAUGGCAUGUUUUGUCUUGUGCAGUCGCGCUGCUCCUUCCCGGUUUCUGUUUUUUUCUUUUCUCGAGUUUCAGGAACUGCCGGAGCGGCAUUAGUCUCAAGGUGAUCAAACUCCCUUUUUGAGUCCAGGGUUUAAUAUAAAAUUUUUUUUUUUCGAGAACUUAAUAAGUGAUGCUUACAAUUGAUAUAGAUGUUGAUGAUGUUUCUAGGAUGGUGUAUACAAUGUACAGUUCAUACCUAGUUGGAAGAGUUCAGAUUGGAAAUUUGUGGUUAUGGAAAUUUCACUUGUAAAUUUCUUGAUC